AUGUCGACAUCCUACCGACUCCACGCCUCACCCACACUAUUACUGCUCGCCCUGGUAGCUAUUCUCACCUGCGGUCCGAGCCAGGUGUACGGUGACGUGCGCCCGGGAUGCGUGAACAAGUACAAAUGCCCGACGCGCGAGUCGCGGCAAUGCGGAGUCUUCUACAACUGCAUGCCAGGAUCCACGGCCAGCAUCGCCAAGGCAUCUAUCACCACAUGCGGCAGCUGCUCCUUUAACGAGCCCAAGAAGGCGUUCGCUUCGGUGUGCAACUACGAAUAUGGCCGAUGCGUUGCCAACACCAUUGAUGGGAAAGUCUGCACAGCAGAUACGCAGUGCACGGCUCCCGGCGUUACAGGCUUCACGUGCCUCCCAGUCAAGACGAACAAGACGCUGAAACGAUGCUGCAGGAAAAAAUGUCCCCCCGGCAUGUGCGGAGCUCGGCUGAAGCCACUCACGUACACGAAUGCAUGUGGAGAAAAGAUCACAUGCCCUGGAGUGUGCCCUACCACAACCACUUGA
Closterium sp. NIES-65 is the source of this 519-nucleotide messenger RNA. Lineage: Eukaryota; Viridiplantae; Streptophyta; Zygnematophyceae; Desmidiales; Closteriaceae. The record is from the annotation of a GenBank genome assembly.